This is a messenger RNA of Hippocampus comes (tiger tail seahorse), 1912 nucleotides long. It is a transcript of the gene igfbp1a, whose product is annotated as insulin-like growth factor binding protein 1a. Gene Ontology annotation, biological process: regulation of insulin-like growth factor receptor signaling pathway. Gene Ontology annotation, molecular function: insulin-like growth factor I binding; insulin-like growth factor II binding. Gene Ontology annotation, cellular component: extracellular region. The transcript has 4 exons. The coding region runs from base 111 to 902 and encodes 263 amino acids. NCBI's taxonomy places the organism in Eukaryota, Metazoa, Chordata, Actinopteri, Syngnathiformes, Syngnathidae. The record is from RefSeq and is a predicted model, not a curated record.
CAAAUCAAACGAAACAGUCUACCGAGCGAGAUCCCGCGGCAGCCUUGUGAAUAUUCACACUAUCCGCGCUCCAAUCGUGUUCUUCUAUCGUGCGGCGGAAAGACUUCGAGAUGCCUUCGGGUGGAUUUUACGUGAAACGCGUCGUGGUGGCGGCGGCGGUGUGCUCCGUGCUGGCAGCGGGGACGCUGGGGUCCCCGGUGGUGGUGCCGCAGCCGAUUCGAUGCUCCCCGUGCACUCCCGAGAGGCUGAGCCAGUGCCCCCCGGUGGAUCCCGGGUGCGCGGAGGUGCUGCGGGAGCCCGGCUGCGGAUGCUGUUCCGCCUGCGCCCUGGCGGCCGACGAGCUGUGCGGCAUCUACACGGCGCCGUGCGGCUCCGGACUGCGGUGCGCCCCGAGACCCGGAGACCCCCGACCGCUGCACUCUCUCACUCGGGGACAAGCCGUGUGCACGGAGAGCUCCGAGCCUAAGCCGACAGCCGAGCCUGAGACACAAGAUCAGGGAGAGCAAGAGGCUGAGAUGGAAAAUGUCGCCGUGGUCUCGGACCCCGGCUUCGGUUACUACCUCCCCGGCCAGAAUAAGCCAUACGACCCGAGGGCGGCUGUCGACGCCCAGGAGAGCAUGAAAGCCAAAUUCGUCGCCAUCCACAAGAAAUCAGUCGAGCAGGGGCCUUGUCAUAUCGAGCUGCAAAGGGCCUUGGAGAAGAUUGCCAAAUCCCAACAGAAACUAGGAGACAAGCUGACCAGAUUCUACCUCCCUAACUGUGACAAGCGCGGCCUUUACAAACCCAAGCAGUGCGAAUCGUCUCUGGAAGGUCCAAGGGGACGAUGCUGGUGCGUGAACUCGUGGAACGGCAAGAAGAUUCUCGGCUCCGCCGAUCUGGCGGCGGAUUCCGAGUGCUCUUAAAAGGAGGAAGGAGCGCGUCUCCCAAAGGAAAAGAAGCGAGCCACUGACGUUCCAUUUUGAUAGCGGUUUAUUUAUUGACCUGGUUCUUGGUGGUGUUUUAAUCAGGUACACUGUCAUUAUGGGACUGCCAUCGCCCCGUUCCCUCUCCGACGUCUGUCCCAAAGAGAAGAGGCAAAGAAUCUAUUUUUGUUUUUCUGAAUGGAGAUUUUAAAAUAUCGAUACAUUUACUUUUCGCUCUAUUUAUUUCUACUGGGUUGAAUUCGUGCUGUUUUUUUUUUUGUGUGUGUGUGUGCAAUUAUUAUUAUUAUUAUUAUUAUUGGUAUUUAUAACAUUUUGUGUUACUGUUGUUGUUGUCAUUUUUUUUUUAAUGUGCAUCUAUUUAUCUUGGGCCUGACUAACUCCAUUGCAGAGUUGAGCUCGUUGUACCUUAUAAGUUGUCCGGAGGUUUUGUUUGUGACAAACCGAGCAGGAACGAAAGCACUGAGUGUCCAAAUGUCUGUUGUCUUCUGGUGGCUUCCAUCGAAACGUCUUUGGUUGCCUGAUGUGAAUCUCCAUCAGCUCUUGUGAGUGACUGCAGAACUGUCCGAUGGAUCUGAACAUUGACCUCGUCUCAGCAAACAUUUCCCAUGGCUCCGCGCGGUGCCGAUAGUAUGACAGGCCGGCGUCCAGUAAUGCAACUGCGCUCAGACGGGUAUCUCAACAUUGACCUACCUCCACUAUUUAUGUGUCCUCUCUCAAUGGUGUCUGUCACCGCUAGUUGCCAUUCUACCUUGUAUGUAUGUUGCUGUUCUCUCCGAUGAAGAACACAUGACCACAUAGAAGGAGUCCCACACUUUCAACCCAUGAUGUGGUUCACAAGUGGCGCCUCUGUUCUGAUCUACAUGCUGCUGUUGGAGAGUAUUGUUUAUAUCGAUUCCAAAGAGACUAAAUGCUCGCUCACUUUUGUAAUUGAAAUGUAAGGUAAAGAAAAAAAAAGUCGAUAUAUUUAAUAAAAACAUGACUUAACCCCA